AUGAACCGACACCAUGACCCUCGCCGGCGACUGACGGCCGCCGCCAUCUCCACGAACGGUCCUCCUUCGCCUACCGUCAUCGACCGCGAACAGCCCCGCCGAUUAUAUCAAUACCAUCUCCACAGUUCGCCGCCGCUGCCAUCCUCAAUCAACUCUGCCACCACCACCACAGAUCCGCCGACGGUUCACCAUAAAACUCGCAUUUCCGACCUCCGCCGUCUCCCACCAUAUGUCCGCCCCCGUCACUUCGGCGCUCCACCUCCGACCAUCCGCCGUUCCCCGCGAUAUUCUUGUCCGUCCACACGCCGUCGCAUAUCAACCAGUGACCGGAAAAUCGAGUUUCAGCCCCAAACAUGGGGUGCGGCGGCAACAUCGCCAUCUCCAUCCUCACCUGCGGCUGAGCGAGUCCGAAGAGUAGAUCGAGAAACGGCUAAAGAGGUGGCGAUGUCGUGCCCUACGACCGCUCCCUCAAGAUCAAGGCCGAGGCCCGACAAACUCAACGGGCUUGCAGCCAAUCAGAGUCGCAUAAGGUCGCAAUCGACUAUUUUCCAGCUGAGCGCAAGGACGUCUCCGAACCCGCCUCCGAUUUCUUUCUCCUCAGCCCGGGCAGAAGAGAAGCCCCGUUUCCAUUCGGACCUCUACGCCGUCGGAUCAGCCACUGGCAUCCCGUUGGCCGGCCAUCCAAUUGACACUCGGGGCGGUGAGGGCUCCCUCGCCCUUCCCGGCGGAGGAAAAUUUCGCCUCAGGAGCACGGCUCUUCCCUCGCUCGACGCUCGACUUCUGCAUUUUCUACCUCUGACCUCGGCGGCUCGGUGGAUUGCGUUCACCGGCAGCUGA
This is a messenger RNA of Striga asiatica, 837 nucleotides long. NCBI's taxonomy places the organism in Eukaryota, Viridiplantae, Streptophyta, Magnoliopsida, Lamiales, Orobanchaceae. The record is from the annotation of a GenBank genome assembly.